Messenger RNA from Prosopis cineraria, 922 nucleotides. RefSeq lists its product as uncharacterized. The transcript is spliced from 3 exons. Bases 442 to 627 code for a protein of 61 amino acids. NCBI's taxonomy places the organism in Eukaryota, Viridiplantae, Streptophyta, Magnoliopsida, Fabales, Fabaceae. The record is from RefSeq and is a predicted model, not a curated record.
UUCCAACAAGGGGAUGCGAGAAGCCAGUCAAUGUUGGCUCCUCGGUAAAACAACAAAAGAGGGAAAUUGCACCUGACAACCUCUGGUAAUCAGUAAAUUCGUAUCCUCUCAUCUGUUCGAUUAUUUGCUCAUCUACUCCCUUUUCCCCUCUCCGUCUUUUUGAAUUUGAUCACCUACCCUUCAACCAUUGUUUCUCUCUUUGGGUAGAACAAGGCAAAUUUAAACAAUUUAGUUUUCGAAUUAUUGUUUAAAUUCGUGGUAUUCUUGGUUUUCCUUCGUGACCUUCUCCAGGCUAAGGUCCUUCGUGUUCGAUCUACCUCUCCCAUUGUUGUAUUGGCCCGGUUCUGGGUAUCAGCACUGCCCUCCCCCCUUCUUUUAGUUUUGUUUGUUGAGUUGUUUCAGAGGAGCUUGGUUGACUGAAAUUUGCUGCUUCGAAAGAUAAUGAAUUGGGUUCAGCGCAAGAUCUACCUCUACAAUGUCACUUUUGGGCUUUAUAUGCUGGAUUGGUGGGAGCGUUAUCUUUUCAAUACUUUGAUGAUUGUAUUAAUGUGGUUCGUGCUCUACAAUGGGUCACGAUAUGUUACAGAAUUCUUCAAGAGUAUUUCAGGCAUGUAUGGUGAGAACUGAGAGCCAAAAUCAUUCUCAUGGAAAUUGCCAAUAAGGUGACUUGGAGAUCUGAGUGUUGCAGCCUGCAUAACUGUAAUAUAUAUUAUUCGGGAAUAAUUUGUUUGUAGCAAAAAAAAAAAAAAAAGAAUGGGACUGCAUGAAUUUCCUAGGCCUGCAGAAAAGACUGCAUCUCCCCCAUGUUGUCUUUGAUGAAUUUCUUAAUCACCUGUCUCCCCUUAUGUAGUGUGGCCAUUUAUGGGGAUGUUAAGUGCCAUUCACAUGACUUGGUUAAUUAAUCUUUUAUAAUUUUUUGAGA